GAUCAUCUCACACCGGCAGCACUGAUGUGGGACAGCUGACUGCAAGCGUGAGCAGGGAGCAAAGUCUUCAGUAUCUAUACGUACUGCUUCCCCACCUUCAGCACAUCUGUGACAUCUCCAUGUCGGGCACCACCACUUCCCAAAACCCCGCAGAACGACAAGACAUCCACAAGUCAUGCCGAACACUUGAGACACUCGUGAAUAUGCUUAAUGACUAUUGCGAAGCUGCAGGGGCUAUCGUUGCACUACAGAGGAAGUUCUCAAAGGCUCUCAAGGAAGCUGCUGUGCUCAAAACCACUAGUGAAAUCGCAGGCAACGCUUUGAACGCUAGCGCGAGCAUAUUCGACGUCCUCUCCGACGUCGACGCCAAAUUCGCGAAGAUAGCUGAUAAGGAAUGCGACAGCAUCAGUUCAGAGAUGAAAAAAUGGUUGAAAAAGCUCGCAAAAGAAGAGAAAAAUCACGACGAACGUAUGAACGAUUCAAACGCUCGCAUCAAAUAUGCUGGUCAGGCAUACGAGAAGAAGGCUAAGAAGAGCGCACGCGAUGCUGGGGAGGAACACGCUCGUUAUGUCAAUCUUCUCAGCGUGCUUGGUCCUGAGAUGUCUCAGGAGAAAUACAAUCAUGCGGUGCUAGUGACACAACAGCACACGUCAACUACGUAUAGCGUAGCAGCCUGCCUCUCGAGGGUUGCGGAUGCAGAAUGGAUGCGAACAUGUGAAAGCAUCCGCCGAUUCUCCCCAUCUAUUGGACCGCUCGGCGAAUGGAGAGCUCUCUGUGAAGGCGCAUGGAUGGGUCCCCUUCCUGACGACCUACCGGACGUAUCACCCGCACCUGCUCAAAUUCCUUUUCCGAAUCGGGUUGUUACAGAAUGGGGUCAAAACAUCCCCCCUGCCAAACAACAAUACCAAGGUUCGCUCCCCUUUCCCUCACAAAGCAACUCCGUCAACCUCGAACGCCCCCACCCACCAUUCAGCUCCAACGAGCAGAACCAGGGUUCUAUAAACUCAAUAACGACUCUCUCCGCGUUCCCCUUCCCCCCGACGCAUUUCCCCGUACCUCUAGCUGCCAACGAAGCAGAGCUGCAUCGCCAGAGAACGCAGAUGCAGAGUUUGCAAAUUCCCCAACCAAAUCAAACGGCUCAAUCGACCUAUACCCUAUUAUCGGAGUCUCCACAACCGAUCGAGAGUGCACUUUCUGAUACGCCUACGCUCGUUGAUAGCUUCAAGUCGCCUCCUGCGUCUCAGGGACAGAUUACGCCUUCGUCUUCGCAGUAUACGUACUCUGACAACCACAUCGAAGAGAGAGUUCUGCAGGAACAAGUUGGAUCGAUGAUAUCGACGGGUAGCGAGAAUAAGAUUUCAGAGCAGUCCCGCGAGGAAGCAAGACCUUGUCGACCGUCCCUGAUCGCACGAGCGACUUCAAGCGAGAAAACACUGAGCAGCAAGCAACCUGAGCAUGCCCCUCCUUCAGAGCGCGAGUUCGGUGCUUCAGUGGAGAGCCGCAGCGCAUUCAAGAGUCGAAGUAUCGAUGCUGCCAAGAAGACGCUUGAGCGCACUGACAGUUCUGUUAGCAAUGGGAGUAUUGUUGCAGCUAUGCGCAAUCGAUACAGUCGUACGAUUGAGCCUUCUUCUCUGGUGCCGAAAGAUGUACCACGAUUGCCUAUGAGCGUUUCAGACCUGGCUACAAGGUAUCAGCCCAUCGAUGAGCCCAUGACUCCUCGACGUUCGCCGACCGUCGAUAGACAUGUGGUCAAUCAGGACCCUCCUGCUUCCCAAGCCACGCGUGACAUUCCUAUCGGCGAAGAAGAUAUUCGAAGGCGGAGGCAACGCAUCGAAGAACUCGCAGAACUAGAGCUCAAAGAGAAAGAAUACGAGCUCCGACAGCGCGAGCGAGAACUGAAUCAGAAAACGCGCGAUUUCGAGCGCGAUCGAAUGCAUUUCCUCGACACACGAGGCGAACUUAUCAGUACAAGUACGAGUGACGUGCCAAAAGGCCCUCGUGCGACACCAUUCCAACACACACGCGGCUCGCAAAGUACUUCACACCUCGUACCACUACCGAGCUCGACUCCACCACAACGUGGUUCUCAGUCUCCAUCGCGCUCCCAACCGUCUACUCCUCUACCCACAAAGGACCACGCACCAUUCUGCGGCUGCGUUACUUGUUCUGUUACCAAAUACAAGACACCAGAGGCUUCGCCCUCCCCUCGCGAUCUGCGUCCUCCAGAGCCUCCCAUUCUCUUGCGCCCCGAGAAGCCUAGGGGUUGGAUACGGCGGCUGAGCAUGCCUGCUGUCGGCGCUGCAUUCUCGUUGGAUGUGAGGAAGAAUGCGAGCGCUACGACUCUCAAGUCUGGUUUGCCGUCUCAUGUUGAUAAUGGGAGACGGAGGAAGCGUAGUUUUGAUCAGGGCAUCAGUAAUCGGAGCGUUGGGAUGGUCCGUAGGUAGCACGGCGUGUGCUUGGAUUGUUUCAUUUUCCUUUUUGGAUACUGGACUUGUGCCUCAUUUGCUUGCUCUGCAGUUGAAUCCCUUCUCGUGGGUUACUUACGACCGUGCACACUAUGAAUCAUGAUCGUUUUGGUGCCUCCUCUUGCUGUGAACAAUCGCGCUUGCCUGGACUGACUGGGUA
Suillus clintonianus is the source of this 2625-nucleotide messenger RNA. RefSeq lists its product as uncharacterized. NCBI's taxonomy places the organism in Eukaryota, Fungi, Basidiomycota, Agaricomycetes, Boletales, Suillaceae. The transcript has 6 exons. The record is from RefSeq and is a predicted model, not a curated record. The coding region runs from base 120 to 2444 and encodes 774 amino acids.